AGAAGAAUCACGCAGUCAGAAAACUCCCAACUCGCUCUCUCUCUAGACUCUCUGUUUCUGUUCCCAAGGGUUAGGGUUUAUCCUCGCUCUUCUGCCAAUGGACUCAACCAAGAAGCGAAAGCUGGACGAGAACGGCGUCGUUCUGGACACGGAUCCCUCCUCCGCCCCCAAGCUCUCCCCCGAAGACGCUCGCAGGCUCAUCGAGCGAUUCACCCCCGAUCAACUCCUCGACAUUCUCCAAGACGCCCUCUCCCGCCACGUCGACGUUCUCGACGCCGUCCGCUCCAUCGCCGAUCCCGACGCCUCCCAGCGCAAGCUCUUCAUCCGCGGCCUCGGCUGGGACACCACCACCGAGGGCCUCCGAUCCCUCUUCUCCGCCUACGGCGAGCUGGAGGAGGCUAUCGUUAUCCUCGACAAAACCACCGGAAAAUCCAAGGGUUACGGGUUCGUCACGUUCCGCCACGUUGACAGUGCUCUCAUGGCCCUGAAAGAACCGAGCAAGAAGAUCGACGGCCGCAUGACCGUCACGCAGCUCGCCUCCGCGGGGAAUUCGAACUCCAACACCGCCUCCAACAACGUCGCUGACGUAUCGUUGCGGAAGAUUUAUGUGGCCAAUGUUCCCUAUGACAUGCCAUCGGAUAAGCUCUUGGCGCAUUUUGCUCUGUACGGGGAGAUAGAGGAGGGCCCGCUAGGGUUUGAUAAGCAGACUGGGAAGUGCAAAGGGUAUGCGCUGUUUGUGUAUAAGACUCCGGAGGGGGCUCAGGCGGCGCUUGUUGAUCCGGCGAAGAACAUCGAGGGGAGGCAGUUGCUUUGUAAAUUGGCGAUUGAUGGGAAAAAGAGCAAGUCGGACGGGCCGGGGCAGGGUCAAGGACCCGGGAGUGGUUCCAAUGCGCAUGGAGAUGGGAUGGGGAUGGCACCGCCGUCUUCGAUUCCUGGGCAGUACGGCAUCCCAGGUGGAAUUGGUUCUUAUGGUGGGUAUAACAGUGGGCUUCAGGGCCAGCCUCCAUUGGGUCACCAUCCAUUGGGUGGGCCUGGGUUGUCUGGUAUUGGAAACCAGGUGAAUUCGGGUUUGGGUGGUGGUGGUGGAUAUGGAGGGUUGGGUGGGCCUUAUGGUAACUAUGGCGGGCCUGGGGGUUAUGGUUUAGGUGGUGCCGGUGGGUUGGGUGGUGGACUUGGUGGUGCUGGGUCGGGUGGUCCAGUUGGUGGUGUGGGUACUGGGUCGUCUUUAUAUGGAUUGCCUCCGAGUUCAGGUGGGUUACCAUCUGGUAGGUAUCCGGAGGGUGGGCACUACGGCCUGUCGGCCUAUCAGAAUCAGCACCACCAGCAAGCUGGAACGUCACCCCUUCCAAGGGUUCCUCAAGGUGGCAUGUACCCAAAUGUGCCACCUUAUUUCUGAGGGUUUUCUCUUUGAUGGGCGGGGAGUGGAAUUUGGGGGCCAGAAGUGAAGAUGUAAGGGGAAUAUUUUGAUGCUUAAGCUUGGUGAGAUGAAUUGUGUUAUGGUGGUUGUGGCGGCAAGUGUUCUCUCGUUGUCGGGCAGGGUGAGUGAAAUUUUGGUGGCAGAGGCCGAGAAGUGUAGAAGAUGUAGAGGAAUACUUUGAUGCCAAAUCUCGGUGAGAUGAAUUGUGUCGUGGUAGCCGAAGGCUUAUGAUUGAUGUUUGCCACGGGAUGCAGAGAGAUAUUCCAUCCGCGGUGGUAGUUUGUGCUUGAUCGUGAAAGUUGUAUAUAAAGUCUACGUUCUUUUAUGUUAAAGUGAAAGUGGAGAGCAAUUGGGGUAUCAAGUUUCAGCUUUAUUCUUUGUUACGUUUGUUUCCUGAUAUCGACCGUGUUAUCAGUCCGCGACUCGAAAAAUGUAGAAAUUUGAAGAUGUAUUAGUCAAUCCUCCUGCAUAAAGUUGGCAUCUAAUUAGUCAAUUGUGUCGGAACACAGGCGCAUAUGCUGUAUGUAAUUAUACAAGUGAAACAAUUCUUGAACUUUUUCUUUCUUCUAAUGAGGUAUGGUUACGGUCU
Messenger RNA from Malus domestica (apple), 2006 nucleotides. Its product is annotated as UBP1-associated protein 2C-like. Lineage: Eukaryota; Viridiplantae; Streptophyta; Magnoliopsida; Rosales; Rosaceae. The record is from RefSeq and is a predicted model, not a curated record. Gene Ontology annotation, molecular function: RNA binding.